AUGGUCACGCCGCGUGUGACGCCCAUUCGCUCCGACAGCGUCGACCACAGGGCGACGAGGAAGACGUCGAUGAACGACGUGCCAGGCGAGCCGGACGAGGCGCCUUUGCUGGACAAGGACAAGCGCAGGGACGAAGUCGCGUGCAGUGAUGACGACGACGACGAUACAGUGCCGCUCGGGGUGGCUGUGAAUACCCGCAAUUAUCAGACGUUGAUGGCCAAUUUGGCUCGUCGGACAUCUGAUUCGACGCCUCGAGGACGUUGCGGACACGUGGGUACAGUGUACCACCCGAAGAAGCUCCCGCUUCGACCGGGGAGUCCAACACGAAAUGAAAAGCUGGCGGCAGCUGGCCAGGAAAACGACCGAGGGGAAGACGUGGCGGUCGUGGGCGUGCCAGUAGAUACGAGGAACUACGAGGCUAUUGUGAGUGGCUCUCGUCCCAUUCGGUCGGACCCGGGGACGUUCAAUUUGCUCAAUCGACGGGCGACAGUUUCGACCAUGACGCAGUUUGUAGAUGGACGAGAGGAGGACGGUCCUCCGACUCGACCAGAGGGACAAGACAACGACGAUGGUGACCGUCAUGGAGAAGAAGAUGCGGUGAUGGGACUUCCUAUUACCACACGGAACUAUGUGGCGUAUCUAGCAGGGGAGCAAGGACCGGGAAUACAGCAAACAGGUCAUCGGCAUCGAGGCUAUAGCACGCUCGUGUCGGAGAGAGAGGUCCGUGAACCGCGUGUGAGCGACCCGUACGUGUCAUCUUCACAUCGACAGCAGUCUCCUUCUGAUUCAUGCACUAGUCGCAAGGAUACACGCCCGUCGUGCUUUGACAACCGCCGUGCAUCAAACGCAGCGGUUGUCCCUCAUGCAGGCUGGGUCUUUGUUCAGCGUGGUGCCUUUAGGUCGUGGAAACGAUACUACGCAGUACUGUCGGGGUCCGAGUUCAAGUUUAGCAAAGGGAUGGGUCAGUCACCGAAAGGGUUUGGGUUUCUAGUGUCUGUAAAGCGAAUGAAGGACUUACCCUGCGGACUGCACCUCGAGUUUGACGAUGGCAGCGUACUUCAAAUCCGUUGUCCGAGUGACCUUGAGUACGAACAUUGGCUAAGGGCGAUGGAAAAGACUAUUGAACGCAAUCAGAACUUCAACUCGCAAUCGAAGACAUCGUACACACUCACGGCGUCGGAGCAACACGAGGGGUAUAUGUUCAAGCAGGAGAAAAACAAAGCAUGGAAGCGAUGUUUCUUCGUCGUGCGUAUUGAGGGCUACAUCGAGUGCCGAGAUGGUGAGUACGGUAUACCUGAUCGGAAGUAUUCUGGCUACAUCAAGGCUGUAUCGUUUGCAGACUGCCACGCAAACGGACUAGCGAUUCAGCUCUGCACGGACGUGUCUAUGGUGUGCUACGCAGAUUCGUACGACGAGCAAAUGCUUUGGUAUGGUGCUCUAUCAGCGGGGGCUAGCGCGAAUGAGAGGUUAGCGCAGCCAAAGAUGUCAGUAAAGAGUUGUUACGUGCAAACAGCAGUGACGAACUAUGCAGGGUGGCUGUGGAAGCAGGCAGGAUUAUUUAAGGGCUGGAAGCGGUGGUACUUCACGUUGCAUGGCGCGGAACUGGGUUAUGCGAAGGACACGAACUCAAAGACCGUGCUUUGCGAUAAGGCGCAUUCAGUUGAAGUGUGGGAAGGCCAUGCAAAUGGGCUGUUGAUCCGCCUAAUAAGUGGACGUGUUUGGAAAGUUCACGCCGAGACCUACGAAACAGCCAAGCGGUGGCGCUCCGUCAUCAGUAGUGCCUGUCGGCACGCUGAAACAUUCAACCUGAAAAAGUACUUGAAUAGCCGCCGCCGCAAGAAAUUGACGCCUGUGUUUGGUGGAUGGCUUACCGAGAUGAGAAAAGGCUUAUGUUUGCGCCGCUUUUUCGUGGUGGAUGGCGCAAUGCUGGGGGCUGCCAAUGACGUCGACAACCAGCUUGAGCGUCUUGGCACCGUCGUGGACGUGGGUUCGACGCGUGAUUUGGAACACGGUAUGAUAUUUACGCUUGCCAAUGGAACGCAGUUGAAGGUCAAUUGCGACUCGUUGGCUGAUUCCAGGUGCUGGUACGAGUGUUUGAGUUUCUCGCUCAAGUAG
Molecule: messenger RNA, 2115 nt
Organism: Peronospora matthiolae
Lineage: Eukaryota; Oomycota; Peronosporomycetes; Peronosporales; Peronosporaceae
Source: the annotation of a GenBank genome assembly